Messenger RNA from Coffea eugenioides, 567 nucleotides. Its product is annotated as 17.1 kDa class II heat shock protein-like. The record is from RefSeq and is a predicted model, not a curated record. The transcript has 2 exons. Gene Ontology annotation, biological process: response to hydrogen peroxide; response to heat; response to salt stress. The coding region runs from base 1 to 567 and encodes 188 amino acids. Lineage: Eukaryota; Viridiplantae; Streptophyta; Magnoliopsida; Gentianales; Rubiaceae.
AUGAUCUCUCGUGCAUUACUGCUGCAUUUCACAGAAAUUCAGCAUCGCAUAGAAUCUACUGCUCAUCCAGGUAGGAAUGGAUUUCAGAAACUUAGGAAUGGAUACAUGGGCUUUGGAAUUGACAAUUUGAUAUUGUCAACCAUCCAGGACAUGCUAGAGUUGAGCGAGGAGCAUGACAAGGGAAACCAAAACAAUCCCUCCAGAGCCUAUGUCCGAGAUGCAAAGGCAAUGGCAAGAACACCAGCUGAUAUCAAAGAAUAUCCCGACUCCUACGCGUUGGUGGUGGAUAUGCCAGGCAUCAAAGCCAAUGAGAUCAAGGUGCAGGUUGAGGAUGACAAUGUGCUGGUGGUGAGCGGAGAAAGGAAGAGAGAGAAAGAGGAGGGAGUUAAGUAUUUGAAGAUGGAGAGGAGAGCUGGCAAGUCCAUGAGGAAGUUUGUGCUGCCUGAAAAUGCUAAUCUUGAUACCAUUGCUGCUGUCUCCCAAGAUGGGGUGCUGACUGUUACUGUUCAGAAAUUUCCCCCUCCCCAGACCAAGAAGCACAAGACAAUUCAGGUCAAAGCCGGUUGA